Molecule: messenger RNA, 2071 nt
Organism: Xenopus tropicalis (tropical clawed frog)
Lineage: Eukaryota; Metazoa; Chordata; Amphibia; Anura; Pipidae
Gene: tecr
Product: trans-2,3-enoyl-CoA reductase
Exons: 12
Coding region: 863-1903 (346 amino acids)
Biological process (GO): lipid metabolic process
Cellular component (GO): endoplasmic reticulum membrane
Molecular function (GO): very-long-chain enoyl-CoA reductase activity; oxidoreductase activity, acting on the CH-CH group of donors
Source: RefSeq, a predicted model, not a curated record
CUCUUGCAUGGGGUGUAUGUUGCAAGUUCUGUCUCAGGGGUCUCGCUUCUGUUCUGCUGGAAGAGAAGGAGAGGGGAGCUGUCUAAAUAUAGAGUGCUGGGACUGAGCCCAGAUAUUUGCUGAGAUCAAUGAAUACCAAGAGACAGCUACAGAGGUGUAGAGAGACAUACUAAAGGCUGGUGAGAAAUAAACAAGUAGGUUGGAAGGAGUGCAGAGCAAAAAGAUCCAGGAGAGAGAGGAAACCCACCCAAACGCUAGUCCUUCUGCAUAAAAGAGUAUAAUUUGCAGUCUCCGGGCGGAGCGCAGGAGUGGACGUUGGUGUCACUGUGUGUGUGAAACUCAUUAGUCUCGCUCGCUGAGGGUGUGGAACUUGGCAGCAUGUGGGGUCUCAGGCAACAGGAGUCUCAGUAGAAGUGCAGAAACCUGACAGAUGUGAAAAAGCCUAGUGAGUGAUAAAUUUAGAGCCCUGUUUCAUGUUCCUUCUGGCUAGCAGGACAGACUGUGACUCCAGCGGGGGAAGAGAGAGUGAACGUGAGAGAGAGUGAGUGAGUGAGCCUGGGAUGUUGGUGGAGAGUGAAAGGGAUUGUGUGAUGGAGGUGAGGGAGGAAUAGAGGUACAGAGACGGAAUCCAUAAAGAAACUGGAACUUUGGAGGCAUCACCUGAGGUUGUGGCAAAAGGGUUUUCUGUGUUACCUGGAAAGUAGUGUGAGAGUUCAUAUGAGACUGCUGCUUUAUACUCUAAAGAGCGUAAGGUACAACUUCCAAAACUAAAAGGAACAAGGCAUUGUGCUUGGGUGAUUCUUGGACGGAGUGUAGAAGAGUAGUUCCUAGCAAGAACAUUAGGUCAACUUAAUCCAUAGCCAUGGAUAUGAACUCGGUGAUCUCGGAAAUGCGCCAGCCUGCCAAGGGCCCCGGGGAGCCCCCAGUGGUCGCCAAGCGCCCUUCUGCUAAAACUGCGAAAAAAGCUAAACGUGCUACUGUUUAUUUUGAGGUGGAGAUCCUGGAUGCCAAAACGCGGGAGAAGCUGUGCUUCUUAGACAAGGUGGAGCCCCAUGCCACCAUAGCAGAUAUAAAGAAUAUGUUCACCAAAUCCCAUCCUCAGUGGUACCCUGCGCGGCAGUCUCUACGGCUGGAUCCAAAGGGCAGAUCGCUGAAGGAUGAAGACAUCCUACAGAACCUACCAGUGGGGACAACAGCCACCCUGUACUUUAGAGAUCUGGGUGCACAGAUCAGCUGGGUGACGGUGUUCCUCACAGAAUACGCUGGGCCCCUCGUUAUAUAUCUGCUCUUCUAUUUCCGAGUUCCUUUUAUUUAUGGUCCCAAGUAUGAUUUUAUUACCAGCCGGCAUUCUGUGGUACACCUGGCCUGUAUCUGCCAUUCUUUUCAUUACAUUAAACGUCUACUGGAGACCCUGUUCGUCCAUCGUUUCUCUCAUGGUACAAUGCCGUUCCGGAAUAUCUUUAAGAACUGUAUGUAUUACUGGGGAUUUGCAGCUUGGAUGGCUUACUACAUAAACCACCCACUCUACACACCACCGACAUAUGGAGAAGAUCAGGUGAAGCUGGCAGUCAUUAUAUUUCUGUUUUGCCAGCUGGGUAAUUUCUCCAUACACAUUGCUUUGCGGAAUCUGCGACCUGCUGGUUCCAAGACCCGAAAGAUUCCCUUCCCCACACGUAAUCCUUUCACAUGGCUGUUCCUGCUGGUUUCCUGUCCCAACUACACAUAUGAGGUUGGCUCUUGGAUUGGAUUUGCCAUCAUGACCCAGUGUCUCCCAGUCGCUCUCUUUACCUUGGUUGGAUUCAUCCAGAUGACGAUUUGGGCCAAAGGCAAACACCGAAGUUACUUGAAGGAGUUCCGAGAUUACCCUCCUCUCCGAUCCCCCAUAGUUCCCUUCAUCCUGUAGGCACACUCAUGGUUCCCUCUGUUCCUUGCUCUUCCUUUCUAACUCUAGUUCUUAAAAUGACCACCAAUAUCCAACUGUCUGCUAAACACUGGCCUCUAAACUCUUGCACUGAUAUAUAGAGUAUGGAAGGUUUGUGCUUCCCAGAUGGAAUAAACGUGUCCUCUGUUA